AUGAGUAUGAAUCCUGCGUGUUCCCAAAGGCUGCCUUGCCCUGAAUCAUCUGAUUCUAGUGACUGUUCUUCAAUGCCUGUGAUUUGUGGGCAUGAAGAAAAUUAUCCAUCCUUGCAAAUGGCUUCUACAGAGGUGCCCCUCACAGAGACUGCCUCUCCUCUUUCUACUUCUAUGGAUCUGCUGGCUCAGGACAGCCCUGACUCUUCCACUAGUCCCAAAGUAAAACAACCCACUUCCGUAGAGAAGAGUGUAGUGAAGAAGGAAGGUAAGGUCCAGGUCAAGAAACAGAAGACCAGAACCGUGUUCUCUACCACCCAGCUGUGUAUACUCAACGAUAGAUUUCAGAGACAGAAAUACCUCAGCCUCCAACAGAUGCAAGAACUUUCCAACAUCCUGAACCUCAGCUAUAAGCAGGUUAAAACCUGGUUCCAGAACCAGCGAAUGAAAUCUAAGAGAUGGCAGAAAAACAACUGGCUAAAGAACACCAACAGUAUGACUCAGAAGGCCUCAGCACCCAUGGAAUACCCAAGCUUCUACUCUUCCUAUCACCAGGCGUGCCUGAUGAACACAUCCGGAAACCUUCCAGUGUGGAGCAACCAGACCUGGAACAACCCGACCUGGGGUAACCAAACCUGGAGCAGCCAGUCUUGGAGUAACCAUUCCUGGAACAGUCAGACCUGGUGCACCCAAGCCUGGAAUAGUCAGGCCUGGAACAAUCCCUUCUUUAACUGUGGGGAGGAGCCUUUACAGCCCUGCUUGCAGUUCCAGCAAAAUUUUCUUGCCAGUGAUUUGGAAAUUGCCUUGGAAGCUGCUGGAGAAAGCCAUAAUGUAAUCCAUCAAACCACUAAGUAUUUUAGCUCCCCACAAACCGCGGAUUCAUUCCUAAAUUACUCAAUGAAUAUGCAGCCUGAGGAUGUGUGA
Otolemur garnettii (small-eared galago) is the source of this 921-nucleotide messenger RNA. It is a transcript of the gene NANOG, whose product is annotated as Nanog homeobox. Gene Ontology annotation, biological process: regulation of transcription by RNA polymerase II. The transcript is spliced from 4 exons. Bases 1 to 921 code for a protein of 306 amino acids. Gene Ontology annotation, molecular function: DNA-binding transcription factor activity, RNA polymerase II-specific; RNA polymerase II cis-regulatory region sequence-specific DNA binding. NCBI's taxonomy places the organism in Eukaryota, Metazoa, Chordata, Mammalia, Primates, Galagidae. The record is from RefSeq and is a predicted model, not a curated record.